AUGUUCCGUCCCUCCUCUGCCUCAUCCGUCGCCUCGGCUUUACGCACUGCAUCUCGCGCCCCUCAGACGCGUCUAGCAGCCAACCUCGUUUUCCGAGGCCAACCCCGCCCCUCCAGACGCGCCCCCUUGUCCACCACCUCCGCCGAAUCGUCCCCCACCCCAUGGUUCAUCGACCCCUCCCCUCCAAAACCCCGCCAACCAACACCCCACGCCGCCCAAUCCGCCGCCGACCUCCCCGCUGACCUGCCCCACCCACUACGUGAGCUGCACGCCGCCCUCAGCGUCUCCCCGCACCUCGAGCCCGGCACCCUCUUCGUCGGCAGACCCACGCCCAUCCCGUUCGGGCCCCCUCUGCCCCUCACCGAGCCCCAGGGACGCCGACGCCGCGGCGGCACGUACUCGGGCGAGGGGCUCCCUGACGACGGUGCCGGCAUAUGGAGCUGGAUGGUCAUGGCCGAGGUCAGGCAUGGCACCGAGGGCCGCGGCGCCAUCGAAGCUGUCGUGCGCACCGUGCGCAAAACGCUGCUUGGGUUGACACCUCCUGUACCCCUCCCGCCAAAGUCGAAACGGCGGAUGAACAACGGCUGGGCCAUGAUCGACGCUGGCAACUUUAUCGUGCAUGUAGUCGGGAAAGAUACCAAGGCAAAGUACUUUUCACAUAACCAAGAGUGGUGA
Messenger RNA from Coniophora puteana RWD-64-598 SS2, 675 nucleotides. RefSeq lists its product as uncharacterized. The record is from RefSeq and is a predicted model, not a curated record. Lineage: Eukaryota; Fungi; Basidiomycota; Agaricomycetes; Boletales; Coniophoraceae. Bases 1 to 675 code for a protein of 224 amino acids. The transcript is spliced from 2 exons.